This is a messenger RNA of Solenopsis invicta (red fire ant), 3185 nucleotides long. RefSeq lists its product as uncharacterized. The record is from RefSeq and is a predicted model, not a curated record. Gene Ontology annotation, biological process: sensory perception of smell; detection of chemical stimulus involved in sensory perception of smell. NCBI's taxonomy places the organism in Eukaryota, Metazoa, Arthropoda, Insecta, Hymenoptera, Formicidae. Gene Ontology annotation, molecular function: odorant binding; olfactory receptor activity. The coding region runs from base 1376 to 2590 and encodes 404 amino acids. Gene Ontology annotation, cellular component: plasma membrane. The transcript is spliced from 5 exons.
AUACUAUAAGUUAAUCGUCCCUUCGCAGAGUCAUGAUAGUAAAAAGGAACUUAUAGUUGCAUGCAUUUUCACAAUAAACAUAAUGAAAAUGAUGCUGAAAAAAUAAUAAUGAAGAAAAUUAGGCUUUUCUGAAAUCAAACGUUUAUUUUUCGAACUACUGAUAAUGAAUCUGUGAAAAUUUAAUUAAAAUUAGUAGUUAUGUUAGAAAUAUACGUAAAUAUUAUUAUAGCGUAAUUUUACAAAAAUAAUAAUUAAAACGUAAUAAAAACAACAGAUUAAAUUUUUUAGUAGUUUAGGUAUUCAUGGAGUAAAUCUAUACAGAAAUUAACUGUACUUUUGUGUGUUAAUUGUUUAUACUUAGUAAAUAUAUUAAUAACAAAUUUCUAAUUUUUCGUAAACUUAACCUUUUGUUUCGAAAAUCAUUCCAGUCAUAAAUCUAAAAUCAUCUGAUAUAAAUUUUUUUUUAAAUAAUAAUUUUUUGUUUUUUAGCAAUAUCUUGUGUGUAGUUAGAAAAUAUUAAAGCAUAUUUAACAAAUAAUUAAUCAAGAAGUGACUCCACAGAUUCAUUGGACCAUUGAUCAACCCUUAUACGAUGGGCGAGAAGCAUAGAAUUGUUUACGAAAACAAAGAACUGUGCGACAUUUUAUAAAACAUGUGAAACACAUUUGUGAUAGCGAUUUAAUUUCUUACAGAUUAAUCCGCAGUCUUCUAUCGAUGAGUCCACCAUCCACCAUUAUAUCAGAAUGCGAUCCGAUCAAGUAAUACGAAUUUUGCAACUCCGCAACAAUCAACAGAGCGCCAUAAGAUAAUCACUGAUGUUUGCACGACUUUCCUUGAGAUUACCACUACCAUAACGGAAUACCAUAAGAUAUUCCGUUAUAAUAGUGGUAAUCUCAAGGAAAGUCGUGCAGAUAAAUGCAACUGGCUAUAGUCAAAUAAAAGAGCAUGCUUUUUGUUUAAAUUUGCUGUUUAUUAUCGCGACAUUCAGUUCUGUAAACUCCUUUAAUUUUCCGAAAACAAUAGAUAAAGUCUUUCUGCAUUAAUACUGACAGAUCUAUGACAAUAUUGCUUUCGAGUCUUUCGGACAAUGAUUACAGGACAAAUUUAAAUAAUCGCACAAAUUCAAAGGGAACGUCACUGCUACUAAACGUGUACGGUAUACGAGUAUUAAUGUAUCUCGAGAAAAGAGGAAUGUAGUGAGUAAAUAAUAAACUGUCGAUGAUCGAUAAUGACCGAGUCACUUUCAGUCACUAUCAAGAAGAGUCACGUGUAUUUCUCUAAGGAGAAAAGAACGUUGUGUACAGAGUCGUGACGCGGAGUGGUAAAAGUAGAGAGAACCACACACAACUACUACAAAAGAAACAAUAUCAAAAGUAUGGACUUUCGAAGACUGAAUCGUCUGAACAUACGAAUGAAUAUUUUGUCGGGCAACCUAUUGCCGAUGACACCCAACAAGACGGAAUUUUGCGUUUACUGGAAAAUAUACAGCUACUCGAUAUGGGUGAUGGAAUUAAUACGUGCAGGUGCUUUAAUUCCCGGAGUGAUUCUGUACACAUCGACGGCAAAGGGUCUGAUAGGUUUUUUAGUCGCCAUAUUCAUCGCUAUGGAAGUAAUUUUCUUGGUAUCGCGAAUUCAUUCACAUGACGUGUUGAUGCGACAGCUUAUACAGAAGUUAAAUGAUAUUCUACGUAACCAGGACGAAACUAUGAAGAAUGUUGUGAUGGCAACUUUAUUACCGAUGAAAACCCCGUUAAAUUUCUAUUGGAGCACCGGCCUAUUGGGCACGCUCCUAUUGGGCACGCUGGUAUGGUACAGUUUGCCACUUACACGAAUAUUUAAGAAGAGUACUUUCUACUAUAAAGAUUUUGGACUGCCGAUUGUUAUUUCUAAGCAACCAUUUUCGACCGAAAUCUUUGUGCUAGGAAAUCUGCUCGUAUUAUUUGGUGGCUUAUACAUGUUUUCAAAGAAAGUCGCCGUGAAUAUCUACAUGAUACAUUUAGUAUUGUUGAUAACGGCGCAGUAUCGAUAUGUCGCGGUGAAGCUCGAGCAAUUAUUUCAACAAAAAAAUUUAGAUAAUGAAAGCGACUCUCAAACAGAAUCUCAUCCCAAGAGAACAAAUUCAUGGGCCGAACGAGAAAUAAAAGCGAUGUGUCGACAUUAUAACACCGUCAUCCACUUAUCAUUUAUGUUAAAGAAAUUACUGGCCCUAAAUUUUAGCGUAAUUUAUAUGAACACCAUUUUUCGACUCUGUUUUCUUGGUAUCAUAAUGAGUACAGCCUUUCGGAUGUCUUUCAUCCAAGGUUUUGUAGCCUCUAUGACUGCUUGUGCUGAUACAGUACAAUUUUAUACUCUAUGUUCCUCUGUACAGCAAUUAUUAGAUGCAAGUUCAAAAGUAACGGAUCUGGCAUUUCACAAGAAUUGGUAUCAAUUUGGAAUUUCGAUAAAACGGACAUUUUUGUUAUUAAUACUAGGUAAUACUCUAGAGUGCAAAUUAGCAGCAUAUGACAAGUAUAACCUUUCGCUGUCAUCGUUUAUGACUGUUAUGAAUCAAGCAUAUACAGUAGCUCUUUUAUUUUUAAGAAUGAAAUAAAAGAAUAUGAUGGAAGAUAUACUGCAAUUUCAAAUAAGACUAAAUCUUUUAUUUUACAUAAUAGAAGUGAUUAUCAUUAACAACUCGUAAAUAAUUUUUUAUAUCAUUAAAGUUUAAUUUUUAUUUUAAAAAAGAGCGUAUCAAAAAAUAAUAAUUUACCUAAUUAUAGUAAUUAUACAUAAAUAUUAUUAAACAAUUUGAUAACUGUCACUGAAAUAGCACCAUUUAAAAAUAAAAAUCUUGAUUAAUGUGACGAUUAUUUAAAAUUUGUUAUUGUGCAUAUUAAUUGUUGCAUAUACGAGAGUUGCCCGAAAAGUAAUGCCCCACAUUUUUUUUCUCGAAAACUAUUUGUUCUACAAAAAUGAUGUUUACACGUGUAAAAGAAUGAUAUUUUACCUACUCACUCUAUUUUUCUACAUAAUCUCCUUCAAGUUCUACUGCUUUCUUUCAGCGAUUCGCUAUGCCUUGUCGGUACCAGUCCUCGCUUUGGUUACGGAGCCAGGUUUUCACUGCGCUAAUCAUCUCUUUGUCGUCUUCAAAAUGUUUUCCGGCCACUAGAGGAUAGCAUUCGUGGAAAACAUUUUGAAGACAACAA